AGUUGAACAAGAAGCAUUAUUUUGGGCGCUAAGAAAUGUUUUUAAAACUUCUCGUAAAUUUCUUGGUGAUUAUAUUAUUUUGUAAUUUUUUGACCUUGAAUGCCAGUGAUGAAAUUAAGGUUUCCUGUAAAAAUGAGGAAGGAGAAAAUGUAGAUUGGUUUUAUCUCUACAAAUUGCCUGCUCAUUAUUCAACUGAUAAAACUGUGGAUUAUGAUAAAACUGGUUUGCGUUAUAUGUAUUUAACUAAUGCAUCUUAUGAGCAAUGGAAUUUAUCCAGUAAUAGAAUAAAUGAAACUUCUUCUAUGGUAGCUCUGACAUUAGAACCUUUGGUAGCAAAUCCUUUGGUCUUAUUACUGGCUUAUAAUGAUGAAUUUCCCAAUGGCCAAGUUAUUUUCGAUGGUGGCCAUACUAAAGGAGUAAUAGCUACUGAUGGUAAUACUGGCAUUUGGUUAAUACACUCGGUACCCAAAUUUCCCUCGUUACCCAAAUAUGAAUAUCCCUCAACUGGGGCUCAUUAUGGUCAAAGUUUUCUUUGUGUUACCUUUAAUGCUUCGGAAAUGGAAAAAAUAGGUGAACAAUUGUUAUUCAAUGAACCGAAUAUUUAUUAUGAACGUGUGCCGGUUACCUUAAGUGAAAAAUUUCCCCAUUUGGAACAAGCCAUAAGAAAGGAAUGGAUUUCAAUGGAACCUUUUAACAAUAUACUCGAUUUGAAGUCUUUACAGGGUAUUAACUUCAAGUCAUUCGCCAAAACUUCUAAAUACAAUAAAGAACUAUACGAAGACUUUGUAGCUCCCACUUUGGACACAAAUCUUUUGGUGGAAACUUGGCGCAAUGGCAAGGGCAACUUCAAUUCCAAUUGUUCUCUCAAUGAUAAUGUCUAUAAUAUACAAGCUAUAGAAUUCAACAAACACAACAUACAAUUUAAUACUACCCAAGAUCACUCCAAAUGGGCGGUAUCGCAAAGUGUAGGUUUAAAAUUCUGGCGUUGGCGUUUACCUUCCACCUCCAACUGGAUAUGUGUGGGUGAUAUAAAUCGCCAACAACAUCAGCUGCAAAGAGGAGGUGGUGUUUUAUGCCAGCAGCAGAAAAAAUUAGCCAAACUUUAUAAGAAACUAGUGCAGCGCUACGAAUCCUGUUCGUAAUAAAACUCCGUGUAAUUUAGUA
Molecule: messenger RNA, 1164 nt
Organism: Lucilia sericata (common green bottle fly)
Lineage: Eukaryota; Metazoa; Arthropoda; Insecta; Diptera; Calliphoridae
Gene: DNaseII
Product: plancitoxin-1
Exons: 2
Coding region: 36-1142 (368 amino acids)
Biological process (GO): apoptotic DNA fragmentation
Molecular function (GO): deoxyribonuclease II activity
Source: RefSeq, a predicted model, not a curated record